CAUUAAUACCGAGAUAACUCAUGAAAAUAAAUAGUAGAAAUACAAUUGAGUGACCACCCAAAUCAAAACAUAAUUCAUUUCCUCCAAAUCUUCCUUCAUUCUUUGACUUUUUCCCUCAUGUUAACAACUUUAUAUUGGUAAGUUAUUACUUAAUAGAUGUACAAAGUCAGAGAAUAAUGAUUUGGCUUAUAUUGUUACUCUAUCUUAUGGAUUAUUGGAUGUUUUAGAAUAAGAUGCUUAGAAUCGUAUUAAGAAUGAUUGUCUUUUUGUCGACUUUAUGAAAUAGUAGGUGUGCGUUAAGUAUUACAAUUGAAAUUUUUGUAUGUAAAAUUUUAGCUAUUAUAAUGUUGAUGUACGGGGCGGGUAUUACCCAUGGGUACCCGAAACCCACGGGUAUGAGGAUGGGUUUGCAAAUCCUCCCCGUAUGAAUAUGGGGUGGGUAUGAGUUUGGAUAUUUGAAAGCGGAGAUGGGGAUGGUUUAGGCAACCAGCCCCAAACCCACCCCAUUAUCAUCCCUACAAUUCAUCCGUAAUGAAUGAAGUGGAAAUCCCUUUCCAACUAUUACAAUCAUUCUCCCUAAAAUAUGAAGGGAGUUACAUAUUCGAUACGCAUCGGUGAAGAAAGUUUCCCCAAAAUUAUGCUCUUGCCGUCUCAUAGCUUCCCCCAAUGGCCAAUUCCCCUCCUUCUCCUCCUUGUCUCUUGUAAAUGACACAACACACAGUAUUCAAAAGAUUUCUCUCCUUCCUUUUAAUGGCGGGGUACUAUCUUAGUUUCCAAUUGUUCCUCGACAACCUUUUUGGGUGUUCUCACAAUCUCACUCUCUCUACAAUCUACAUGCAAAAUCCAACCUCCACAACACCCUAACCCAAACAAAGAAACAAAAAUCCCAUCCCCCAUCUCUCUCUCUCUAUCCCUUUCCCAAUCUCAUAGACCCGAAAAUCUCUGCUCCUUAAUUCUUCCUCCAUUUCACCUACCCUUUUCAAUGUUUUGGUUGUAAGGGAAGAAUGAAAUCAACCCCAUUUCCUUUUUCAUCAUCAUCGUCGAAUAACAACAAUGGUUCAACCGGCACUGUCGGGGCGCCUCCUGGUUCUCAUUUACACGGGAAAAGGGACAAACAAACUUUAAACAUAAUCAUGGGGAAGGCUAUGCCUUGCUUGUUGUCCACAUUUGCCAUAACCACCAUUUUCACCUUCUUCCUCUACUCCCCUGACCCUUUCAAUCUCACCCCACUUCCCAAACAAACCCAAAAACAACAACAACAACAACAACAACAACAGCAGGGUGGAGAUGAUCCUCAUCUUCUUGAUCAAACCAUCUCGUUGAAACCGCCACCAUCGCAUCCCAAUCUAAAGGUGGAGGAGAAUUGUGAGCUGUUCAAGGGACGGUGGGUGCCCGAUCAUGAAGGUGCGAGGUACAAUAAUUGGAGCUGCCCGACGAUUCCAGACUCGAAGAACUGUUUCAGGCAUGGGAGGAGGGACAAAGAUUUCCUCAACUGGAGAUGGAAACCUGAUGGUUGUGUUCUUCAGAAGUUUGAUCCCAAGGAAUUCUUUGGGAUUGUGAGAGGGAAGACGAUGGCCUUUGUUGGGGACUCUGUUGCCAGGAACCAUUUUGAAUCACUACUCUGCCUCUUGUCCCAGGAGGAAGCUCCAGUAGAAGCCUACAAGGAUGCCGACGACAGGAACAGGAUAUGGCAUUUCCCCAAGCACGAUUUUAUCCUGAAGGUCAUCUGGACCAAGUUUCUGGUCGCCGGAGAAGAAAGGAUGAUCAACAGCACGACAUCAGCCGGCAUCCACGACUUGUACCUCGACAGGCUGGACGAGAACUGGGCUCGAGACCUGCACGCCUUGGAUUACGUGAUCAUCUCUGGAGUGCAUUGGUUCUUUAGGGCCAUAUACCUCCACCAGGAUUCCAAGGUGGUGGGGUGUAUCUACUGCAACGAACCGAAUGUGACCAACUGGGACGUCAAAAUGGCAGUGAAGAUGGCCCUCAGGGCAGCUCUCAACCGGAUAAACAACUGCAAGGAAUGCAAGAAAACCAUCGUCGUGGUGAGGACAUUCUCCCCGUCUCACUUCGAGAACGGGUUGUGGAACACUGGCGGGACCUGCAACAGGACAGGGCCUGCCAGGGAGUUGGAGAUCGACUCAGGGAGGGAUGUUUAUGAAGUGAGAGACAAGCAGGUUGAGGAGUUUCAAAGAGUAAGAAAAAAAGUUAAGAAGGGGAAGAAGUUUGGAGUUUUGGAUAUCACUAGGGUUAUGAGGGUGCGGCCCGAUGGACACCCAGGCUUAUUCUGGGGGAACCAGUGGAUGAAAGGGUACAGCGACUGCGUUCAUUGGUGCUUGCCGGGUCCUAUUGAUGUAUGGAAUGAUUUCCUGCAAGCAAUUUUGACGAGGCUGAGAUGAUCGACAUUCUUUGGUUAACUAGAUUAGAUUAUAGCUGCAUAGUAUAGGAAUUGAGUGAUUUAUUUUCAUAAGUUCUUAGAGGCAUAGUAAAAAUUGAUUGUUUCAGCUGAGGGACAAAUAAAAGUGAGAGACAGAGAGAUGUAAAGAUAUAUGCAGAAAGCAAAUUCUAAAUAGUACAUUCAUGCAGUGAAAGAAGACUAGAAGAGUGAGUUCUGUUAUGCUAUCAGUUCUGGACUUCUGGUUUUUACAGUGUAAUAAUGAAAUAUUACCCAAGUUAGGGAUCCAAGAUGACAGGAACCAGAAAGACGGCAGCAGGAUUGACAGGUUGCACGAUGGUCCUCACUUACGGUGGUACAAAUAGAGUAAUUCUGGCUAGAUAUUUACUCAGUGUUGGUAUUUUUUCUAACUAGCUCUAACAAGACAAUUUUAGCAGAGGAGACACAACCCAUGUUCAAGAGUUAGGAGAGGAUUCGGCUGCAGCUGUCCAAGAAAGGACAUCCCUCCCUUUCACAACUGGGUUAGGAAACACGACAAGUUCGUGCCAAUGAACAAUCCAAUGCAAG
Linum trigynum is the source of this 2962-nucleotide messenger RNA. Lineage: Eukaryota; Viridiplantae; Streptophyta; Magnoliopsida; Malpighiales; Linaceae. The record is from the annotation of a GenBank genome assembly.